Molecule: messenger RNA, 4525 nt
Organism: Drosophila grimshawi
Lineage: Eukaryota; Metazoa; Arthropoda; Insecta; Diptera; Drosophilidae
Gene: dlt
Product: protein disks lost
Exons: 1
Coding region: 58-4371 (1437 amino acids)
Biological process (GO): chromatin organization
Cellular component (GO): nucleus
Source: RefSeq, a predicted model, not a curated record
AACCAAAAAAUCGAGAUUAUUUGUAAACAAAUAUAAAACUGGAAAACGCAAAGAGAAAUGGAAGCAAAGAAACAACAACUGGAACAGCUGCUCACGGAACUGGAUCCAGCGGUUGAGUGUGACCAGCUGGCGCAAACAUUUAAAGCACACUUCCAGAGGAGAGGCAAAGGAAAUGGCAACCUGGCAGAUUUUGCCAUAUACUUUUUGGCUGCACUGCGUCAACAGACGGAAGUGCAUUUUAGGCAUGGAAGUAACAACAACGAAACGGAAACAAGCAAAUGUCAAACGCCAGUGCGACAGGUCAGAUUAAAGCAGGAGCAGGAUUUAAAUGAAUCACAGCUGAGUCAAUUGAGUCUACUGAGUAAUUCAAGUGUUACCAGCAUAUCGAUACCAAUUCAGCAACAAGGACGUUGUUCCAGUGGCCAGCAGCAAUUUAGUAGUACACCCAAUCGAAGUGGAGGAGGAGGAGGAACAUUCAAAGGUGGAGGAGCAGGAGGGGGAGUUAAAUUAAGAGCAGGAUACAGUGGAGGAGGAGGCAGUGGAAGAGUAGGAGGCAGUGGAAGAGGAGGAGCAGCCACACCCCAUCGAAGUGGUGAGGGAGUAGGAAGCAAUACUGGCGGAGCAGGUAACGGAGGAGGAGCAGCUUCAGCUGGAGGAAGUAGUUUUUGUCUGGGCGACUUCUUACAUAACUCCUCUACGCCCAAUUCCAGCCAGCAGCGUUCGAAGAAGAAGCAGACGACUCCACAGGAACACAGUGGCAACAGCAAAUCCCAAAAGCCAAUGCGCCGCGUUGUGCCCACAACGCUAAGCAAGAAUGUCUCCUCCAGCAGCAAUCUGUCCUUCGGGGACACCAGCUCGUUUAGCCAGGAGAACAAUUUGUGGCGUCUGUCGCAGAGCGCGGAGCUCGUGGAGCGCAGUCAGAGUGUUGCACUGGAGCAGGAGGCACGCAAAUGUCUAAGACUGCAUCGCCAGGAGCUUAAAAAUGAGGCGCCAGUGGAGCAGGACAGGGAGAGAGAAAGUGAGAGGGAGAAGGAGUGGGAACAGGAAAGAGAUGUCAUGGUCAGCCUGAAGCAUGUGAAUCAAGCGAGGCGAUUGGAAUUGCUUGCUGUCAUCUAUGGUCAACUGUUGGAUCUGAAUCUGGUGCCCAAUGUGUUGAGUGAGAUUAGCUAUGCGCUGCAGUUGCUCAAUAUACAGCAGGGCAUGAAAACAGAGACGGAGAUGGAUAACCAAGUAGAGCCACUCUCGGUGCUCGCCCUGCACAAGGAGUGCAUUUAUUUUGCCGUUAAACUCUUGGAACAGCAAUCCAAACUCCUACUCGAAUUGGAUCGUAAAACUUUAGCUGUACUCCUACAGCACGAGAGGAUCUCACUGUUAACGGAGCAACUGCAGCAGCAGUUGCAGCAGGCCUACAGAGAUAAAAGAGAGACAUCGACUACAGCUGAGAUUUGUCCAACUCCUCCUAGUCAGGCACAGAAUAAUGUUUACUAUCAACAUGACAAGGAUUCCCGCGAUAAUUUUCCCAGUCAAAAUGAAUUUGCUGCUUUUAAAACGCAGCGUGAUCUCUUCUACAAAUCCCUCAAGCACUGGGAGCAAACCCAUCUCAAUCGUCAGUUCCACUUUGGCCGGGAUGUGACUCCUUUGGUGCGGGACAUCUUUAAGCAAUCGGAGCAUGUGGUGAAUAUGUCUCAUUUGGCCAAGCUCUGCGUUAGUCAGCUGCUCAUGACCAGCAAUGAGACGCACGAAUCACCCGAGGAACUGGGCCUGAAACUGGAUCAACAGCGUCUCAAUCGACUCGCUCAACGAUUGGUCACCAGCAAUUCGAGUGUGGAGGACUCCUUUCCACGUACGCAGGCCUUUUUCCGGGAUUUCAUUGGUGAAUGUGGCUCCUGGGCGUUUCUGGUGCAGAUCCAGCUAGCGUUGUAUGUGCAGCUGCUGCGGCACAAUGAUUCCAGUUUUGAAUUGGUGCCACUACUGCAAUUUAAUGAGCACGAAGCGGAGGAGGAGGAGCUGCUGCUCCUGGCUACGCCUCCUUGUUACAUUGUGAGAGCUCAGGCGCUGGCAGAGAUGCUGCUGCUGGCCAAGUUCCUGGGUUAUGUUUGUGCCCUGCCCUACAAUCGAUCACAACUUGUCCACGUGUGUCCACAGCAGUUGCAGCUGCGUCGUCAAUUCCAGCCUCCGUUUGAGAUGAGUUCGCAUUUGGAGCGCGCCAUGCGACAGGGGAAACUGCUGAUUACUCUGCCUUGGCUGGUGCAAUACUUGGCCAUGUUGGAUGUGGUUACGCUGCAGUUGCCUGGCAGUUUGGCCACGUUGGAGUUGCUCUAUGCGUUGUAUGGCAGGAUGACUAUUCGGGAUUUGCAGCCUUGUGCGGGUUUGAUUGUGCGCAGUUGUUUGGGUUGGUUACUGGAAGCGCAGCCAGGGAUUAGCACGGGCUACUAUGUGCACAGGACAGGAGAAGAGGGAGAUAGCGGAGAAGAUGGAGGAGGAAGAAGAACCGAUGGAGUAGAAGGUGAAGAAGAAGAAAGUGGAGGAGGUUCAGGACGAAGAGCAGAAUCAGUUAGAGGAGGAGCAGGAAGAGGAGGACAAGAUGGAGGUGGAGGAACUGGAGGAAAACAAAUAGUAAGAGGAGGAGAUGUGGGAGUAUUAGGUGGAGGAGGAGCAGCAGGAAUUGGAGCAGGAGCAGAAGUGAGAGGAGGAUCAGGUAGAGAAGUAGUAACAGAAGUAAUUGGAGAUGGGGCAGGAGGAGGAGCAGAUAGACAAGAAGCAGAUGGAGAUAGAGGAGUAGUAGCAAUAGAAGAAGGAGUCGGAAGAGGUAGAGGAAGAGAGGUAGCAGAAAGUAGAGCAGCAGAAGCAGAUCAGGAAGAAGGAGGACUAGCAGCAGUAUCAGCAGGUGCAGGAGCUGAAAGAGGACAAGUAACAGUAGAUAGAGAAGAAGCAGCAGGAGCAGCAACAGGAGCAACUGCGACUCUAAUCACCGAUUGCCUGCAUAGUCUGCGCUUCUCGGACAAGGGCAAAGCAGCCUCAAUGCUGGAGCAGCUGCUGCCCGUGGCGUGUCCCUUUCUGCACGAGUUUCGCGUGUCCAUCGCCCCAUCGCAACAGCGCCCGGCACAGGCGCGCAAUGGUCGCUAUCGCUAUAUAACCACCCGACUGGAGCAGCUCAAUCAACCCGAGGGAGCCCAAUCCGGCGAGCAAUCCCAGCCAGCCUCAUCAGUCCAUCCUCAGCAGACACAGCACAAACUAAACGAAGCCUUUCUUCACUCGCAGAACGCAUCGAUGCGUCGCCUGCUGGAGUUCGUGACGGAGCGCAGUUUCAAAUGUGUCGUCAAGGAUGCCCAGCAACAGAUCCUGCUCCCAUCCAAAGCAGCCGCCGAUGCCCAGGUGAAUGGAAUCCAAUCGAUGCAGCAGUCCGAGGUGCAGCGGGAUUUGCAAAGCAUCUAUCAACAGGCACGCAGUAAAGCAACCAAGCAAUGGAUGGAGCUGGUGCCCGGCAUGUUGGAGCAGCGCAUUGAGCAAUCUUUGCUAGCUUUGCUCCCAGCAAAUACCCCUGAGAUACUGCGACGCACCUAUGCUCAUCUCAUCAGGGAACCGGCACGUGUCCAACUCCAACAAUGGCUUCAAGCGAGCGUUUUGCAAUCGAAUUUCUAUCACGGAGAUCUGCAGGAUGUGGCCAGCAAGGUGUGUCGUGUGAAUAGAGCAACUGCAUCCGCCUCCUCCACUGACCCUUCCCCGACUGUACCCGACUCGAAUGAGUUGUGCCUCCCAGCAAAUGUGAAUCUCUCCCAGCUCCUGUACGAACUACAGCAAUGGGUGCACUGCCUCAGUUUGCGACCCGAGCAUCUCCCUCAACUUCCCCAGCUUCAACCACUUGUGGAAUCGACAAGGGAAGCUGUGCAUCUACCCCAAUUGCCGAGCUACUUGUAUCAAGUUCUGGGCUCCAUUUUGGUGCGUUUGCUGCAGUUGCUCAUCUGUCGACAGCCACAGCUGAUCAACCCAGCGCUAAUAUUCGCCAGCUGUGAGGUUUGGCUGGCACCUCAGCUGCGUGGAAUGCCAGAUUUAUUCGAGUCUUUGCUGAGUGUGGGAUUUGUGAGGGAACUCAGUUCCAAUCCUGGCCGGUUUGGUUUAUUGCAUCAACUGCUGAGUUCCAUGCUGGAGAUGCGCAUCGUGCGCCUGGAUGAACUGAAUCAGUGGUUUAUGCUGCUCUUCAAGGAGAUUUGGCCAGCGCCCGUUUGGACAAAUCUUUCCCAGCUUCUACAGCAAUUAUCCCAAUCCCACACUGAAUCUCAAACCCAAUCCGAUGACAAUUUCCUCGACGAUCCCAAGUCGCAUUUGUUUAUGGAAUUGCUGGCGGAUCUAUCGAGGGAUUUGGAUUUUUAAGCUCAGCAGAAACAAUCAAUUAUGUCAUUCGCAUUUAUCGCUAGAAUGUAGAAAGAAAUAUUAUAUAUCUAUUUUUGCAUAUAUUUGUACUCUUUUAUAUUUGUAUUUUUACCUUUUAAUAAAAGCACUCUAUUUUUUGCAAGGAAUUUAAAAA